Messenger RNA from Diplodia corticola, 1494 nucleotides. RefSeq names its product dynein heavy chain-like protein. The record is from RefSeq and is a predicted model, not a curated record. The transcript has 3 exons. Lineage: Eukaryota; Fungi; Ascomycota; Dothideomycetes; Botryosphaeriales; Botryosphaeriaceae. Bases 1 to 1494 code for a protein of 497 amino acids.
AUGGAUGCGAGCGAGGACCCGCAAGUCCGAACAGCGGACCAAGCUGGAAGCGAGAAGCACGAGACAAGAGAAAUGGGUGGCGUGAACACGGAUGAUUUCUCACAGGCCGAGACUAUGGCCGCGAUUGAGGCAUCGAGAAUAGACGCCGAACCAUCUUCAUCAGCUGAACAACCUCCGUCAAACGCCGAAAAGGGCCACCGGGAAGACGCGAAUAUUUCCAAGAAACGCGUCAAGACUUCAACAGGCGGGCCCUACCCUGAGAGGGACAACACCGACCGCAAUGGUUCCGCAGAAGUGCAUGGGGACAAUGACACAGUCAUGGCCGACGUCACGCUGCCCUCAGAUUCAGAAGCUGCGUCUGGUCUCAGCUCGUCCAGCUUGCAUCAGACCCGCAAACGAGGAGUGCCGACACAAAACAAGGACGAGCCUGCACCUUGGUCGUCAGCUGCAGAGCAAGCACCCGAGGACAGCUCGGCACAAGACCCUGAUACCGCCGUUGCUGACUCGGGAAAGGGCAAGCGUGACGGAAGCGCGGCUGCCAUGACGGAAGCGCGACGUCGAUCUGGCCGGCGCUCGACUCGCAAGACGUACCAAGAGGAAAGCAGCGACGCCGAAUUCGAGCUGGGACCUGCGCCUCAGUCAAGUGGCAAGAUGCCUCCCACCCCUCGCGGCGGAAAUAGCCGCAUCUGGAAGCCUGAUUACCUUCUGCAGGACCCGAAAUCGAAACUGGCUCAAGCCGACAUCUCAGCCAUUCUCAAAGAUCCUCGCGCCUGGACCUCACUCAGCCCGGCACAGCAGUCUCGGAUCAUCUCCCUCAUGCCCGACGCGCCUACUUUGGCCCCCGAUCCUGCCGACCCUACGGCUUCACUCCCAAACAUACCCCAGCAGAUGCUCUCGUGCAAUGAUGCCUUUCGUGCCGACAUUUCAAUGUUCCAGUUUGACCUGAGCGAAGGCCGCCUCGAGCCCGAGUGGCAGCAUGACGGCCUCGUGGCUAUGGAGAGACGUGCCCGUGGAGAGUUUGAUGGAUGGAAAGAGAAGGAAGUCGAGGCGUUUUGGGGCCAGAAGCAGAAGCUAAGCUACGAUGUCCUCGCGGGUGAGAGCAGCAAGGUCAAGCUCGAGACGCUGAUCGCCGCCGGCUGCUGGGAGGUGGGCGAUGUUUGGGUUUACACUCGCGGCUUCGGCAGGGGCAAGCAUGCGGUCAAGAUCGAGAAGGAGGCGACGAUCACAUCCAUCACCGAGGACAACCGCCUCGUAUUCCGGAUGCCAGAUGGACAACGCAAGUUCAGCUCACCAACGGCCGGGGAAGAUGUCGAAACGGAACCGCUGGAUGGACUGCAGCCGUUCGCUGAUAAGGUGAUCAAGACAGACGGCCGUAUUGGCAGCUGGCGCCCGGUGAACGCAUGGAAGGAAAUAAGAUGCUUUCGCAAGAACCAAGAUAUCGGUUCGCCGUGGGAAAUUCGCGAAAUAUACUGGGCGAGACAGCAGGUUGAUUAA